GCGUUUCGAGUUCUCUUGUUGUAUAAUUCAUUUCUGUAUAUGCUGUAAAAGUUCAUUGAAUACCGCAACACAGUGCACUGUUAAAUGCAUUGUGCUGGAUCUGCUCCAACUGUGUACAUAAUGUGAUAUGUGAUCUACACAGCUGAGCCGCACCUCACCCCUCCCUAAUCCUGGAGGUCUGGAUCCUGUGCACCUCUUGCACAGUCCCCCUCCUCCUGUAUGAGGCCCAACCCUGAACCUUAUGGGCACUAAAUCCUCCCCUUAGUUAUCUGAGGAAUCCCAGGCUGGGAAUGUAAGGUGGGAGGUGUCCUGUCAGUAUCUAAGUGAGGAAGCUGUGUGUGGAGGUGUGUGCUGGUGUCUGCUCCAGGGAAGUACUGUAUACAGGUGGCUACAGUAGUGUUCUGGAGGCUUCCAGGAGAUCCACAAUGGCAGUCCUCGCCUCCCCCAGCAUCGAGCAUGGGUACAUCAAGACCGUCCUGAGCAGAGAAAAUUUCAUGGACCUGGAUAGUUCUACCCUGGCAAUACCAUCUGAGGAGAAGCUAACCAUCAGCCGCCAAGACCCGGAGAAAGCCAGGAGGAUCCAACACCAGGUGCAGCUCACCAUGGCGAGGAAGACUACUAAAAAAAGUCUGGCUAACGGAACAAUUCACAAAUCCGUGAGCAUUCCAGAUCAGGCGCUUUACAACUCAACUCUACACAGGGAAACCAUGAGAUCACCUUAUAAAUAUGACAGCAUGAAGAACUAUACAUCAUCUGUACAUGAGAAUGGUUGGGGUAGUGGUCACGCCCAGUAUGGCCAGAGAGCACAUGAAAAUGGAUGGGCCAAGACUUAUUCGUCUUACAGUCAAUGGGGUGCUGAGCAGGAUGGUGGCCAGAGACGACCUCUUGUGAGAAGGGAUAUCUCUCCAGAAAAACAAGAGGUUUUAAUAGCUGCCUAUGACCAGCGAAGAAACGCCACGGCAGCCAGCCUACGUUAUCCGGAGUCCAGGGCGGUCAAUAUGUCCACCACACGAUACUCUCGCUCAGAGUUUGGUCAGGGAACUAGACCUCGGCAAAGCACUGUCAAAAAAUCCACCCAGUCUGACCAAGAUUCAGUGUUCAUAAAUAGUGUUCCCACCAGUCCGUCCAGACCCUACUACCAUCACCGGAAUAGCCAAAGUAUGGAUAACCUCCUAGACAAGAGGCACUACCAGGCCCAAACGGCUGGGGCUGCUGCUCAAGCAAGGUCCCAAAUGACGUCCAACAGAUUUGAUACAAAUCAGUCCAGCACGAGGUAUGCAACCUACCGAAAGGAGUAUAUCCAGUCACCUGCAGCACUCAGCGGCAUUGACCUAGGUGGAAGGAGGGCUACAAUGACAGCUGCAAUGGCUGCAGCGGCAAGCAGUGGAAAUGUUAUACAGCAUGAUGGUGUACAGCUAGACGCUGUGGGCGUUGGCUCCGGGGCGUCAGAGGUGCAGAUGACUCUGGAGAGAGCUGUAAACUUGCUGGGGAAUGACAAUACCACUGCUUACUGGCUGACAGCGGCAGCGAGUUACAUACAGCAUGAAUGCUUCCAGAAAGCAGAGUCCAGGAAAAAGGUAUACAGUCUGCAUGCAAUCCCCAAGCUGAUUCAGCUCCUGAGCAACAACAAUGAGGAGGUUCAGCGUGCCGCCUGCGCCGCGCUCCGGAAUCUGGUGUACGAAGACAAUGACAACAAGCUAGAAGUGUGCGAACAACGCGCCAUGCCUACUCUUCUGAGCCUGCUGAAGGAAAGCCGGGAUCUGGAGAUAAAGAAGCAGAUCACAGGAUUAAUGUGGAACUUGUCUUCCAAUGAUCAGCUAAAGAUUAUGCUAAUCCGAGAUGCUCUGCAGACCUUGACCAACAAUAUCAUUAUCCCGUGUUCCGGCUGGAAGGAUGGAGAGUAUUCAAAAAAUGAGCUCAUGACUGACCCUGAUAUCUUCUACAAUGCCUCUGGCUGCCUCAGGAACAUGAGCUCUGCAGGGCCGGAGGGCAGGAAGGCUUUGCGGGAAUGUGAUGGACUUAUUGAUUCCCUGGUACAUUAUAUCAGUAGGACUGUAGCUGAUCACAAGCCUGAUGACAGGGCUACAGAGAACUGUGUGUGUAUAUUACAUAACCUGUCGUACCAGCUAGAGUCAGAGGUGCCCAGCAGGUACAGCCACAACUUCCAGUCACAGAACCGGAACCUGACCCGCAACGAUACAAACGCCGGCUGCUUCGGCUCACGUAGCAGGAAGCUCAAGGAGGACUGGAGAGACGUCCCUAUUGCGGAGGAGAGCAGUAACCCCCGAGGGGUGGAGUGUUUGUGGAGUUCCAAACUGGUUCGACUCUACCUGUCGCUCAUCGCAAAAAGCAGCCGGAAUUACACCCAGGAGGCGUCACUGGGCUCCCUCCAGAACCUUACAGCUGGGAACGGGCCGAUUCCAUUCUCUGUGGCUCAGACAAUUGUCCGGAAGGAAAAUGGCCUUCAACACAUCCGAAACAUGUUGUUUGGCAGUGACCCUGGGGUGAAGAGAACCGCUGUCUCCCUCCUGAGGAACCUCUCCCGCAAUCCAUCCCUACAAAAUGAGAUUGCCAAGGAACUAAUGGGCGACUUGGUGAGAGCGCUGCCAGACUGUGUACCAGACUCCAACCUUGCGAUCGAGACUUCUGCAUCAAUUUGCUACAUACUCAACAACCUUAUCUGCAAUAGCUCUAACAAUGCCAAGAUACUGCUUCAAAAUGGGGGCAUCAGGAAACUAGUUGAUAUCAGCAACAGUGACAGCACUAUGACCACGAAGACUGGAAAAGCAGCUUCCCUUGUGCUCUACAACUUGUGGUCUCACCAGGAUCUUCACAGUAGUUACAAGAAGGCAAUGUAUAAGAAGACAGAUUUUGUCAACCCCAAGACUGCAAAGGCUCACCAUUCCCUGUAAGAAUACACUUUCUCCUGGAGGAUCCUGAUGCUUAUACAGGAGUCUUUUUUUGUACCCCCCAUUAAUGGACUAAAAAAAAGACACCGGACUGCAUUACCCACAAUCCUGCUUACUGCCUUAACUAUGCAUUUAAUGAACUUCUUGGGUUGUUGCAUUGGAGAGUUGGCUCAAUUGACUUAUUGGACUGGGAAGCUCAGGACUUUAUUGGGAUUUCCUAUUUUACCCCAUUUAUUUUUGGAAUUUUAAGACAACCAAAGGAUUUUAUUAGUAACCAAAUAUAACAACGUUAAGGAUCUAACACUGAUUUCAGCAUUUGCUGCAGCCAAAGACCAGUCAUUGGUUGGUUACAUGUAUACUGAUGACUGGGCCCUAAUGUUUUUAACCCCUUUUUAACACCCACCACCUUCCAUGCCCCAUCCACUAUCUACUCAACUUUGAUUCCACAUCUACAAAAAUCAACAUUGUUGUACACUAGUCAACUCCUUACCAUGAUGUCCUAUUAAUAUACAAGAAAAUUCCUUAUCUAGGAUUCUAAUAAUCUGGCAAGGCAUGAUAAGCUUGGUUUUUAGACAACUGACAGGAAGAACCAAGUAGGGAACUGUUACUUCUGAAAAGUUAUCCAGCCAAAUGGAGCUUUUCUAUGGCUGAAUUGACUUUUAUAGUUUAUACGACCAUGACAGUCCAGUGAUUUAUGGAUAUUGUAGGUGACCAAGAUGGAACUCCAAAUGGUGUCUUUUCAAAAUGUUCCAAACUGAAUUCUAGGUAUUAAGUGUAAGAGAGACUUGCCAUGAGGAUGUUUAUCCAUAGAAAAUGGAUUGUGGAACCGGAUUGAGAACCUUUUUAUGAUGCUGGUAUCAUCUGGGUUGUGUAUCAUCUCUGGAUUUUAAGGAUUUGUUGUCCAGAAAACAGAAUGUGAGAAGAAAGUAUUAAGAGAAGGACAUUUUCCGUAGAAGGUUAACUCAGCACUUAACACUGGCUUGCCCACACAGACUUUUGUAACCCAAGUAUGAAUGGUGUUCACUUGUUUUAUACUAAGGCUUUGACGUUUUUGCAAAUUCACUUACUUUGUGCAUAUGUACCAUAGGGUAGGACCUGGAGUUGCAACAGGACCAAUGGGGGGAGCAAGGGUCUUUAACUCGGGUUGGAUGGUGUGAACCAAUUCAGCUCUGUUGUCAACAGAACAGGACAUUGGAUACUAGACUGAGGGUCACAACACCCUGUUCUUUUACAUGGUACAGGAAUCAGAGGUGAGGGCAUGACCCAUCAAAGGAGAAUUGGCUCAAUCUUGCUUUGAUUCUUCAUCUUAGUCAUGUAGCUAUAUGUAAUACUGAGGUUAGUCACUAUCUGGCCCCAGAAGACAAGACAAGGCUCAAUAAAUUUUAGAGGACUUGUGUUCACUUAAUUUCUAACUAGUAAAUAAUAGAAGGAUACAGUAGAAAAAAAAGGAGUAGCAAAUCGUCAAAAAGAUCACCCUUCCAAUAUUUGUCUGUUAAAUCAAGAGGCUUGUAGGAAAGAGGAGCAUGAUGGCCUAUUGGGAGUGAGCUAGAUCCACCCUGAGAUGAGAUAUCACAUUUUUAUGGGGCUAUUUGCAGCUGCCCCUAUAUUACAUAUCUUGUUGAUGCCAAUGGAAUGAUGGUCACCACUGUGUUAUUGAUCACAAAUUGGGGUUGGAGCAGUGUGUAGUCCCGUCUGCCAUUGCUACCACAGUCUUGGAUGACCUUACCGCCACCCAUAGUAGUCCAUAUGUUGUCAAUCUUAAACGUUUUGCCCUUCUAGUGCAGUUUUCUCAGCACGUUUGCAUCAUUGUUUUGUUAUCACCUUCCACUUGUGCCUGCAGUUUUGGAGGACCUCGCCCCACAUAAGAGUCAUAGCUGACGCCAGGCGAGCUUCAUGCAUUGCAGAGCCUACAUAAUAUUAUGCUGCUUGUAUUUUGCUUCUGCUCUCAUGCUCAUCAUCUAUAUAUCAUUGCUUUUUUGGGAUCACUUUCCAUUUACUGCCUUUGUCUUGGACGCCUUGCCACAUCUUGUAGGAGCCACAUCUGGUGGCAGACGAGCUUCGUACAUUGUAGAUCUCUGAUGUUUUACACUUCUUGUGCAGUUUUCUCAGCAUUAGUUUAUGAAUACUUUAUUGUGAUCACCUUUCAUUGCUGCCUUCAUGUUUGGACAACCUGCUCACCCCUCAUAGAUCCCACAGUUUGCACCAGGAGAGCUAUGUAUGUCAUAGAUUUAAAAUGUUUUACACUUUUUUGUGAUUUCUAGCAGUUUUUCUCAGCAUCAUUGUAUCACUGCUUUAUUGGCAUCACCUGCUCCAUCCAGACCUUUUACCAAUAUAUAAAGAAGUGUAAAAACCAAAGCUGA
Messenger RNA from Hyla sarda, 5269 nucleotides. RefSeq names its product plakophilin 2 (gene PKP2). NCBI's taxonomy places the organism in Eukaryota, Metazoa, Chordata, Amphibia, Anura, Hylidae. Gene Ontology annotation, cellular component: intermediate filament; plasma membrane; nucleus. The record is from RefSeq and is a predicted model, not a curated record. Gene Ontology annotation, molecular function: intermediate filament binding; protein kinase C binding; molecular adaptor activity. Gene Ontology annotation, biological process: protein localization to plasma membrane; intermediate filament bundle assembly; heart development. The coding region runs from base 426 to 2912 and encodes 828 amino acids. The transcript is spliced from 13 exons.